This is a messenger RNA of Zychaea mexicana, 1277 nucleotides long. Its product is annotated as armadillo-type protein. Gene Ontology annotation, biological process: protein import into nucleus. The transcript is spliced from 6 exons. Bases 66 to 1184 code for a protein of 372 amino acids. Lineage: Eukaryota; Fungi; Mucoromycota; Mucoromycetes; Mucorales; Lichtheimiaceae. Gene Ontology annotation, molecular function: small GTPase binding. Gene Ontology annotation, cellular component: cytosol; nuclear envelope. The record is from RefSeq and is a predicted model, not a curated record.
UUUUCUGCUACCGAACCACGACACGCUUCUUUUCUUGUUCUUUUGAAAGAAACGCGAUUGAAACAAUGACCGAUGCACGUAGUCAACUUCUCGGCGUGCUCCACGAAGCUGCUUCGCAAGACUAUACACGUAUACGACAAGCUGAAGAAUUGUUGAAACAAUGGGAAAAUGAGCCGCGAUUCUUUGCUACACUUCAGGAUAUUUUCUACGAUCGCACGGUCAAUCACGACGUACGUGUACUCAGUGGCAUCUAUCUCAAAAAUGGCGUCGGUCGCUUUUGGCGCAAAACUGCUAAAAACCCGAUUAUUCCUGAAGAAAAGGCAGCGAUUCGACAACGACUCUUGCAAUUCUUAGACGAGCCGAGCAAAAAGCUGACCUCUCAAAACGCUGUUAUCGUGGCGCGUAUUGCUCGUAUGGAUUAUCCCAUGGAAUGGCCAGACUUACUACCAUCGUUGGUUCAGGCAAUCGAGACACCUAGCGGCGACGAACGAUUGAUCCACGACCGCGCGUUAGAGAUGCUGUACGAAGUACUCCACGAACUCAGCACACGUUUCUUAUCCGCCAGCCGACGGCAAUUCGCUGAAGUUGCACCACGUAUUUUUCAAACUGUAGCCAAUGUCUAUGUUACCUAUACCGCAACCACCGUUUCUACUCUUUCAACAUCAGCAAGCUCAUCCUUGGAUCAGCAAGCAGCAGCAGUAUUGUUGACAGAAAUGGAAAUUGCUUCAGCAUGCGUAAAAUGUUUGCGGAUAUUGAUGGUUAGCGGUAUUCGAGACGUCCAUAAAUACGAUGAGACAAAAACUUUUAUACAACUCAGCAAGCAACGCUUAGAGGAAUACAUGAAAGUGCGAUUACUGCAACAGCAACAACAGCAGUCCUCUUCGUCUACGUCGGAAAAGAUCCAAGAAAUGGUCAAUACAAUUAUUGAGGAUUAUGGUGCGUUGUAUCUAGGAUUACAAAAAGCACACCCUGUGUCAUGUGCGUUGUGUCCAGCUUGGACAGAUAUUCUGGGCUACUACUGGCAGGCGAUUGUGCAUGAAGGCACACGGUUGACGGAUCGCUACAAGACAGGUCAACCUGUGGAUAUACCCGUAUUUGAACAGUUUCUUUUACAGGGUAUGCUACUGGUCAAGGACACAAUCAAGACUGCUGCCCAGAACCUCGAUGGUCCAGGUAAGAUAUAAAUCACUUUAGUGUAUGGAGAAAUAAAUGAAGUACGUUAUUAAAGACAUUUGAAACUAGCAUCGGAAGUACUGUCUGUUACUGAUGAAGAAAAG